This is a messenger RNA of Alosa sapidissima (American shad), 3921 nucleotides long. It is a transcript of the gene asb7, whose product is annotated as ankyrin repeat and SOCS box containing 7. The record is from RefSeq and is a predicted model, not a curated record. Bases 471 to 1427 code for a protein of 318 amino acids. NCBI's taxonomy places the organism in Eukaryota, Metazoa, Chordata, Actinopteri, Clupeiformes, Clupeidae. Gene Ontology annotation, molecular function: protein binding. The transcript has 5 exons. Gene Ontology annotation, biological process: intracellular signal transduction.
CCAACUGGACGUGGAGUGUGCAACAAAGGGGUCACUGUCCUAAUAAUUUCCACAUUGUAUUAUUUUGACAUUUCUCUGUCUGGAGAAAUAAGUAAUCUUUUGCAACUAUUAUUUUGGCGUCUUGGGCAUUAUAUCUGCAUUCAAAGGUCUCAUCCGCCAUGGGUAGGAACACAACGUGCACAGCCACUCUGGUGUGGGGAUCUAUUUGACAACUCAAAUUCCUCAUGAAUGCAUUCUUAUUGGGCGAAGAGUGUUUGGUGUCGGAGGAGCCGACCUGCGGGGAGGAUGGCUAGCUGACCAAACAUACAUUGAUUAGCGUCUAGUCAUCGGUUCUCAUACAAUGGGUGGCCUGUCCAAGUAGCUGAUGCCAUACCAGAUAUGGACACAAGACCAAGGGGAUCUGUCACACAUCAGAGACACUGACAGAAGAGGAAAGGUGUACAUGAUCUCCUGGUGCGAGAUGUAACAGGAUGCUGAACCAUCACUGCAGAAGGAACCCUGAACUUCAAGAGGAGCUGCAGAUCCAAGCUGCAGUGGCAGCAGGGGAUGUCUACACCGUCCGCAAGAUGCUGGAACAGGGUUAUUCACCCAAAAUUCGGGAUGCCAAUGGCUGGACCCUGCUCCACUUCUCUGCAGCGAAAGGGAAGGAGAGAUGUGUUCGGGUCUUCCUGGAGCACGGAGCUGACCCCACGGUGAAGGACUUCAUCGGGGGCUUCACGGCGCUGCACUACGCGGCCAUGCACGGACGAGCGCGCAUCGCCCGCCUCAUGCUGGAGUCGGAGCACCGCGGCGACAUCAUCAACGCCAAGAGCAAUGACGGCUGGACGCCGCUGCACGUGGCGGCGCACUACGGCCGCGACUCGUUCGUGCGGCUGCUGCUGGAGUUCCACGCCGAGGUGGACCCGCUGAGCGACAAGGGCACCACGCCGCUGCAGCUGGCCAUCAUCCGCGAGCGCUCCAGCUGCGUGCGCAUCCUGCUGGACCACAGCGCCAACAUCGACAUCCAGAACGGCUUUCUGCUGCGCUACGCCGUCAUCAAGGGCAACCACUCGUACUGCCGCAUGUUCCUGCAGCGCGGCGCCGACACCAACCUGGGACGCCUGGAGGAUGGCCAGACGCCACUGCACCUGUCAGCGCUGCGUGACGACGUGCUCUGCGCCCAGAUGCUCUACGCCUACGGCGCUGACACCAACACGCGCAACUACGAGGGACAGACGCCAGUGGCCGUGUCGGUCAGCAUGUCGGGCAUCAGCCGGCCCUGCCUGGACUUUCUGCAGGAAGUUACCAGACAACCCAGGACUUUGCAGGACAUGUGCAGAAUCAAAAUCCGACAGUGUAUAGGCCUGCAGAGCCUGAAGUUCCUGGAGGAUUUACCUAUCGCUAAGGUCAUGAAAGACUACUUAAAACACAAGUUCGACAACGUCUGAUGGCAGCCAAAACACUUAAUGACAUAGCGUUGGAGCAUUUCUUCUGCUUAAGACUAUGCAAACUGUUAUCCUUUCUACUCGUGAACUCUGAAAACAGGUGCACAGUUUUUAUACAAAAUGAGAUGAAUGCACAUUUCUAUUUAGCUAUAUGAUUAUAAAAUCAAUGAAAAGUCAGUGAAGAAGUGGCUAAGCCCAGUUGCUGCGAUGGUGUGGAUAUUUAUCUGGAUAAGUAUCGUUAUUGACCACUGAAACUAAUCAGUAUCCUAAAUGAAAUUUGUACAGGAGUGCAAUCAACAAAAUUCUGUUCCUCAAGUAGAUAGGCAGGUGGUUAAUUUUGUGUCAUUUCAUAAUCACCAAAGCAUAAGUGUAGUUUGUCUGAAUUUCAGUCAUCUGAAUCAAGUGACCAUAGACCAGAGGUUCUCCUGCUCCCAGUCUCAGGAGGUUAGUGCCCUAUCAGCAGGGGCUUUCGCUCUUACUCAACACUAGACAUUAUUAAUAAGGUACCAAGAGCUUUAUUAUUGAUGCAGAAUGGAAUUACUUUAGAAACCUGGACUUAGAUCAUUCUAUAGAGCUCCUUGCUGCUUUGGCGUUAAAUAAAAACAUGAAAGAUAAUCUUUGGAAGGGGGAGGGGGGUGUCUGUGAGUGUGAGUGAGUUUGGAGUUUUAAAAAAGGAAGAAGAAAAAAAGACACAUUGAAGCUUGGUAUAGAAAAGCCUCCGUUUCUGUCACAAAUCAUCACCGCUCAUACGCCUCAGCCAUGGAUCAGUGAUUCAGGACACUCGUUUGUGGGAGAGAGAGCGCGAACUCCCACACUUCCCAAGUAUGUGCAUCUCUUUACACACAGUUCUGGUGCUUUGUCUUGAUAUAAUUUCUGAGAUGGGGCUAUCGCAUUGUUUUAAGUUUGGCUUGAGCGCUCAUUUGUCCUUAAACAGCAAGCGCCAAAUCAGCGUUUUGUAGAAAGCAGACAUCAACAUCAUUGUUUAACUUUUAAUUUUAAAAAAGCAGCAUCUUGGCAUAGCGAGUGCUUGUUGUUGAAAGUGGCCAAAUGCAAUCUCAAACAAACACAUGUUUAACAGAUCUCUCAGUUGUUUAUCCAUGUCUAGAAUCAUUAACAAAGAAAAUGUAAAUAAUUGUCGCAUAUGUACAGCAAAUAUUUUUCUAGAAUUAUUUAAACAAACUCAAUUUCAAAAGUGUGUUUUGAAAGUCUCAUGCUUUUUUGUCUUGUGUGGCUCAUGUAUAAUUGCUCUUUCUUUUUAUGUGAUUGUUUGAAGUCUUUAAAGUUAGACAUUGGAAUUAAGACCAUUUUCAAAACUGCGAUGUAAUAUUAUAUUGUCUUGGGGUUGUUUUCCACACACUAAAAAAGUAUAUAGGAUAUCCUUAAUAUAUGUUUUCAGAAAUUCUUGUUUGCAUUGUCAAAAUUGAACAGUGAAUUGAUACUUUCUAUUGGAACGAUUUAUUAAUAGAUUCUUUAAUUGCAUUUUCCUCUCCAUAAGAUAUUGAUUUUGUUGAGUAUUUUAGCUGAGUCUUUGGCAUCUUUUGUGGUGUUAUGGGUAGUUUACUCUUUGCCCCCUCAGGCAAAACCCUCUCAUGGGACAAGAGAAGCAGUCGCUCAUAUUUCGAUGGUGUUCAUAGACUGCGACGGUGCACAGAGAGUGUCCACUCUCUCUCAAGAACAAAGUCUCAUUUUGAUUUGCUCCCACAUGCUGUUGGUAACCCAAACUAAAUGCAGUCAUGACUUCACAGGUCAAACCCCUUUCGGGCCUUUUCUCACCCCACAUUCACAGUCUGUCCUCCGCUCAGAAUGGCUACUCGUUGCUGAGUUACAGGCUGCGUUGUGGGGCGAAGUGCCGCGUGUGCGUCUCAACCUCAGUAUUCGGCUCGUCUGUCUGCCUUUUGAUUUUUAAGACGAAGAGAAAGAAAAAAAAUGUGCGAGACACUGGUGACUUGAGUGGGCUCUCCGCAUCUCUCUCAGAGACACGUUCGUCUCCACAAGUACUUUAACCACCAGCUGCCUUUGCCAUUGUUGUCGCAUGAAGCGUAGGAUUACAGUGAAAUACAGACUUACAGAAUGUCACAAGGAGGGAGUGUUCAUUUGUCUUACUGCGUUUUUUUUUUUUUAUUAAAGUUUAGGCAGUCCUGUGGGUCUAUUUGAAUACUGCAGCAUUUUGUAAGCUUUUGUAUGAGGUGUGUGUGUGUGUGUGUGCGUGUGUGUGUGCGCGAGCGAGAGUAUUGUGUAGAUAUGGAUGUGUUUUGCAUUUAUUUUGUGUGCAAGAGCGGUCACGGGGAAUGUGUGUUGCUGUUGUAAUGUUUGGCACUGCAGAGUUUGGAGGACCUAAGAUGGCUCAUUUGUUGUCAGGGAACCUAAGAGCUAAGUCGGAAAAGUCAAUGAAAUAAUCCCGCGUCUUCCAUGCCAUCAACUACUGAAUGUACAUAAUAUGCUGUUUGCGGAAUUGUUCAUGUAAAAAAAUGUGUGAAUAAAAAAAAGCCUGGCAUAA